GGAGCACGGAAAUGCGGAGUCCAGCAGGCGUCCCGAUAUUUACAUGAGAGAGCAGAGCAGGAUCACUCGUGCUACUCAGUAAUUUUUGAUACAAGAAAACCCCUGAAAAAACAACUCCACAGAAUGGGACGACUCCAAAAGAAGUAAAAAAACUGAAGAGGAGCUUGUUAUUAAAACAGAAGGAGAGCCGCUCUGUUCGCCAUAUCUCCUCAUAGUCAUGGCUCCUCCUCCACACCUCCAACAUCUCAUCCUGCUCCUCCUCUCGGCACAGCUGUGUAUGGGUGGCAGUUCUCAUAGGAACAGCAACAGUAGUGCAAAUGGCCUCAAGAGUCCCUGUUUUGAGAAAGUCCAAUGUCAACCUGGGAUUCUACUUCCUAUCUGGCUGCCAAAGGACCCCUCAUUCGCAAUGCAGGCCAUAAGAGCAGUGAUUUACUUUUCAUCACUUCUGUACAUGUUUCUGGGUGUGUCCAUUGUUGCAGACCGCUUCAUGGCUGCCAUCGAGGUCAUCACCUCACAGGAGAAAGAGGUGACUGUGACAGGUGCAAAUGGAGAGAAGACUGUAAUGACAGUUAGAAUCUGGAAUGAGACUGUCUCCAAUCUCACACUCAUGGCCCUGGGUUCAUCAGCCCCUGAGAUACUGCUCUCUGUAAUAGAGGUGUGUGGACAUGGUUUUGAGUCAGGAGAAUUGGGCCCCGGCACUAUAGUGGGCAGCGCUGCAUUUAACAUGUUCGUGAUAAUCGGAGUGUGUGUGUGGGUGAUACCUGACGGAGAGGUGAGGAAGAUCAAACACCUAAGAGUCUUCUUCAUUACCGCAUUCUGGAGUAUCUUUGCGUACAUCUGGCUCUACCUCAUCCUGGCAGUCAUCAGCCCUGGCAUUGUACAGGUCUGGGAGGCACUGGUCACACUCUUCUUCUUCCCUGUGUGUGUACUCAUGGCAUGGAUUGCUGACCGCCGCCUGCUCUUUUACAAGUACUUGCACAGACGUUACCGUGCUGAUAAACGUCAUGGUAUCAUUGUGGAGAUGGAGGGUGAGCUAGCACCCAGAGGCAUCGAUGCCAUCAUGGGGGAAAAAUAUCAAAACAACACCACUGGCACCAUCGUCAAUUUGGAUAAAAAUAAAGAGGCUGAACAGGACAGAGAGGAGGUGAUCCGUAUGCUAAAGGACCUCAGGGAGAAGCAUCCGGAGAAAGACCUGGACCAGCUGAUUGAGAUGGCAAACUAUGCCACCAUUCAGAAACAGCCCAAGAGCCGGGCCUUUUACCGGGUGCAGGCAACACGCAUGAUGAUCGGUGCCGGGAAUGUACUGAAGAAACAUGCAGCAGCCGGACAGGCAAAAAGGGCAGCUGCAGAUUCAGGUGAUGAUCUGGCCACCUGUGCUCACAUUGCUUUUGAGCAGGCACAGUACCAGUGCAGAGAGAACUGCGGGACUGUCAGUCUAUGGGUCUGCCUGCAGGGGGGAACAGGUAUCAGAACCUUCCAUGUCGAUUACAGGACAGAGAACGGCUCUGCUAAUGCUGGAGCUGAUUAUGAUUAUUGUGAGGGAACGAUCGUGUUUCAGCCUGGAGAGACACGCAAAGAAAUAAAGGUGGGCAUUAUUGAUGAUGAUAUGUUUGAGGAAGAUGAACACUUCUUUGUGCGUCUCUCAAGCCUGCGAGAGGGGGAGGCCGGGGCGAACACUGAUGGUGCUCGACUGGUUGAACCCUUUGUAACCACAGUAACAAUUCUGGACGAUGACCAUGCAGGAAUGUUCUCAUUUACUCAACGGGAGCUUUGCGUGGGUGAAUGCUCAGGUGUGGUGGAGGUGCUGGUGAACCGAACCUCAGGUGUGCGCGGGACCGUUAUGAUCCCCUAUCACACAGAGGACGGUUCUGCACGACAGGGUGUUGACUAUGAACACACACAAGGAGAGCUGGAGUUUACCAAUGAGCAGACUAGUAAGACACUACAGGUGCGAAUCAUUAACAUGCAAGAACAUGAGAAGCGAGAACAUUUCUACAUUGUCCUCGAAGGACCCAAAUGGCUCAAGAGAGGCAUCUCAGCCACCCCUGGUCCAGAAGUGGAGGAGGCCAGACGUAUAGCCGAAAAGGGAAAGCCCAUUUUGGGAGAACAUAGCAGGCUAGAGGUCAUUAUAGAGGAGAGCAUGGCCUUCAAGGUCCGACAGGAAAUGGCCCCUAAUGGAGUCUUAGAUGCGAAUACAGUAGACCGUCUGUUGAAGGACACAAAUCUUGCCGAAGUAAUUGGCACACACUCCUGGAGAGAACAGUUCAUCGAGGCAGUAACAGUCAGUGCAGGUGAUGAGGAAGGAGGAGAGCCUCAGCGACCAUCUUGCUGUGAUUAUUUCAUGCAUGUGAUGACAGUGUUCUGGAAGGUUCUGUUUUCGUUUGUUCCACCCACGGAGUACUGGAAUGGCUGGGCCUGCUUCGUUGUGUCCAUUCUGGCUAUUGGGCUACUUACCGCUGUCAUUGGAGACUUGGCAUCUCAUUUUGGCUGCACGGUGGGCCUCCGUGACACUGUGACUGCAGUAGUGUUUGUUGCCUUAGGAACUUCCAUACCGGAUACAUUUGCAAGUAAGUUUGCUGCUGUACAGGAUCAAUAUGCAGAUGCUUCGGUUGGAAACGUAACCGGUAGCAACGGCGUUAAUGUCUUCCUGGGAAUUGGCUUGGCCUGGUCCAUUUCAGCCAUAUACUGGGAGGUCAAAGGUCAGGUGUUUUACGUAGAUCCUGGCUCACUUGCUUUCUCGGUCACACUCUUUACCAUCUUCGCCUUCAUCAACAUUGGUGUGCUGAUGCUACGGCGACGGCCAUCGGUGGGCGGAGAGCUGGGUGGGCCAAAAAUGACCAAGGUUCUGACUACAAUGUUGUUCAUUGGUUUGUGGCUUCUCUACGUCACAUUCUCCAGCCUAGAGGCCUACUGUCACAUCACUGGCUUCUGAGGACAAAGAAAGAGAGAAAGACUCAAUAAAUGCAGAUAUACCCUGACGAAUAUGGCAUACAGAAGUUAAGUUAAGGUUAAACUAUGUGAGAACUGAGCUGUGAGAGAAAUGUACACUAAUUAUGGUGGUAUUGACUAUUGUCUGUGGUAAUGUGUCCAUAGAAAUAGGUAUGCAUUUUCUGUACACACAAACAUACCUAAAAAGAGUGAGUGAGCGAGUGAGUGAGAGAUAAAGGGUGAGUGAGUGAAUGAGAGAGAGAGAGAGAGAAUGAGAGAGAGAGAGAGAUUGUGAGAGAUAACAAGAUAAUACAGUUGUAUGUUUGCAACUUUGAGUUGGUGUCUCCAACUCAAAGAAUUUCAAAUACAUCCAAAACACAUUGACGGUAUUAUUAACUUUGAUUUUUUUAGGUUACCAGACCUUCACUGACACAAAGGACAUUAACACGUGCAAUCAUGUAUGUAGCACUAGUUCUUGAACUGUCAUUUUAUAUUCUCAUUCAAUGACUGGUAAUUGUUGUACCUGUGAAGUUAUGUACAUCUCUGAAAGAGAGAAGGCGCUCUUGACUCUCCACAGUGGUUUACCAAAGAACACUUUGACAAGUGAGACUGAACUUGUUUUGCUAGUUUCACUGAAGAAUGUGAGACGCAACACUGAUUAUAAGACAUUAUGGGACCUAUCUUGCACAGUUCAACAAAGUAAUAAUGUAUUAAGUGAUAAUAGUCAUUAUCAUAAUUCACAUUAAUAAUAUAUUUACUCAAAUGAGGAUAUGUAAUAUUUGUCACUUUAUG
Messenger RNA from Xyrauchen texanus (razorback sucker), 3720 nucleotides. Its product is annotated as sodium/calcium exchanger 2-like. Lineage: Eukaryota; Metazoa; Chordata; Actinopteri; Cypriniformes; Catostomidae. Gene Ontology annotation, molecular function: calcium:sodium antiporter activity. Gene Ontology annotation, cellular component: sarcolemma; axon; postsynapse. The record is from RefSeq and is a predicted model, not a curated record. The transcript has 13 exons. Gene Ontology annotation, biological process: calcium ion import across plasma membrane; cell communication; sodium ion transmembrane transport. Bases 218 to 2932 code for a protein of 904 amino acids.